Molecule: messenger RNA, 1176 nt
Organism: Malus domestica (apple)
Lineage: Eukaryota; Viridiplantae; Streptophyta; Magnoliopsida; Rosales; Rosaceae
Source: RefSeq, a predicted model, not a curated record
AUAUCAAAAUUCACAAUCCGCCCAUACAAAGUUCUUUACCACCACAAUCUCAGCAUUCAAAUUCGUUUGAAAAGCGGUCCCGCCCAGCGCAGCGCUGCCACUGCAACCGUGCAAGCUUCGGUCAACCCAAUCACCGACGGACUGCCAGUGCUUUUGGAGGUGUUGGAUAUAAUAGCAAGCAAAAUUUACCACAUCUUCAUCAUUUAUAUGGCAAGGAAAAGAGGUAGAAAACCUGUAAAGCAAGUUGCCUCGUCACCGGGGAACGAUUUCAACCUUGCUGAUGAAAAGGAGCCCCAGAUUGAGAAGCAAGAAGCUCAAUUCACAGACCUAGAUGUUGACCGACAAAUAUCAGCCAUUAGGGCUAUGCGUGAUGUGGAGAUAGAACAUCUGUUGACUAAAUUGCGUUUGCUUCGCUCCUAUUUCACCAAGGAACAGCUGCAAACCCCUUUAUUGCAAUUUUUUAAACACAACUAUCAAAACCUGUCUAUUGUAACAUCUGGAGAAAAUGGAAUGAUGGAAGUCCAAUGGCUUGAAAAAGACGGAAAUGUGUCCAUGAAUGAUGGAAUAGAUUUAUAUGAGACUCUUUUUCGUCGGUUGUCCAUGGCUUAUUCUGGUUGCUCAGCUGCAAUCCCGUCUUUAGGUGGCUUUGAGUUUUCUAGUAAUGCAGCGAGAACAAGCAUUCUGGGAGCUGAUAAUCUUCAGACCAGGGACUUUGUUUCAGAGGAGCCAUAUAAUUCUCUGAUGCUAGGGAAGCAAGAUACUCUCCAAACUCCUGGGGUUAGUAGCCAAAGGCUGUCCAUUGGGAUGACACCCAAAACGGUAAGGUUCCCAAAGCCUGGGGAGAUGCUCGUAUCUGUCCAUGGCUCACCUCUUGGUGUUUACAAGGAAGACAACAUGGAAGCAAUACAUGAGUCGGAAGAGGGAUGACUGGCUUCAAAUUGCUCAAGUAGUGAAUCAUUAUUCAAGACUCUGCAUUACUUGUCAAUCUAAGGUUCUUUAGUUUACUUUCUAGCGUGUGCUAACAAUCACUAUUGUAAUACCUCGUGAGAGCGUGAGCCUUUGGUCUUUGAUCAAAGGUGUUGACUAGGGAAUCAUUUUAAUUUGUGUAGUGAGUUGGAAGUUGUUCGACUGACAAGCCUAGCAAAAAGGUUUGGUGGAAUAAAUCAAAUAUGUCUA